Echinops telfairi (small Madagascar hedgehog) is the source of this 168-nucleotide messenger RNA. Its product is annotated as metallothionein-2. Gene Ontology annotation, molecular function: metal ion binding. Bases 1 to 168 code for a protein of 55 amino acids. The record is from RefSeq and is a predicted model, not a curated record. The transcript has a single exon. Lineage: Eukaryota; Metazoa; Chordata; Mammalia; Afrosoricida; Tenrecidae.
AUGGACCCCAACUGCUCCUGCGCCACCGGGGGCUCCUGCAAAUGCAAAGAAUGCAAAUGCACGUCCUGCAAGAAAAGCUGCUGCUCCUGCUGCCCUGCCGGCUGCGCCAAGUGUGCCCAGGGCUGCAUCUGCAAAGGGGCAUUGGACAGGUGCAGCUGCUGCGCCUGA